This is a messenger RNA of Closterium sp. Naga37s-1, 1008 nucleotides long. The record is from the annotation of a GenBank genome assembly. NCBI's taxonomy places the organism in Eukaryota, Viridiplantae, Streptophyta, Zygnematophyceae, Desmidiales, Closteriaceae.
AUGGCGAUGACUAGGACGAAAGCUGCACUCAUCGUGCUCCUCUGCAUUGUAGGCCAAGUCGUGGCACCGCCACCACUGGGCGCAAACCAGGACAACCGCUCCUGUCCCAUUUUCCAGUGCCAGUCUAAGUCGAAGCAGGCCGGCCGCUUCGAUGCUGUGAACCCUAAAUUCUCAGAGGCCUUCACGUACAGCGCGACCAAGGACCCGAACGAGGAGUGCUGGAAGGUGUGCCAGUACCACAACCAGGGCAACCGCCCCGAUCCCGUCGUGUACUGGCAGUACGAACCCUUCACCGACCCCACCACCGGCGGUCUGUGCACGUGCUACGGCGAGGAGGUGUGCAAGGACAAGCACUUCGUCGACCCCUCGAAAGAUAACGGCGUGCGCCCCGCGUUCAUCUACGUUGGCAAGAUCUGCCCCGCCAAUGGCACCGGCGACCCGCACUUUGUCGGCGCCGACCUGUCGCGCUUCGACUUCAGCGGCCGGCCCGGCGAGGAUUACGCGCUCAUCUCCGACGCCCACGUGGCGGUUCAGGCUCACUUCGACGGCCGCUGGGGCGAAUGGGAAGGCCGCAACAAGGCGCUGACGUGGAUGCGCCAAAUCAGCGUUCUGUGGGGACACCACACUAUUGUGUUCGAGGCGCGUGAGGGCUGGGCUGCCGAUUACGGCACCGGGUAUCUCCAGCGCCUCAUGGUUGACAGUGAGGUGGUAAAGCUGGGCGUUCCCGGGUCGCACCUCGAGGCCGCGUCGUUCUUUGACGGGCAGGUUGAGAUUAAGUGGGUGGCUGCGAAGAAGCCGGUCAAGGACGACCUUGUUGAUGAGUACGAGGUUCGCAUCAGCGACAUUCUCGCCCUGCGACUGACUCUGCGACCGGAGAUCGAAAUGCUUCGCACCGAUGAGGACGGGCUGGUUCACUUCACGGUGGACGUGAUGAGCGCGAAGCUGUCCCCCAACGUGCACGGCGUGCUCGGCCAGACCUACCGCCCCGACUUCGCCAGCCGACUGUAA